Striga asiatica is the source of this 1214-nucleotide messenger RNA. The record is from the annotation of a GenBank genome assembly. Lineage: Eukaryota; Viridiplantae; Streptophyta; Magnoliopsida; Lamiales; Orobanchaceae.
AGCUUGGUCCUGCUAUCGCCCUGUUGAAAAAUCAUUUGGCUAGAGAUGGCGGAGGAAGAAUUAGCAGUGGCGAGAGAUAGCCACGAUGGCUCAGGCUUCAAUGAAGAAGCCCAGGAGAAUGAAAAAAUGAAGCAGAAAAUGAAGGAUAAAAAGAAAAAACGACUGCUUAAGGAAGCUGAAAGGGCGGAAAAGCGGGGUGUGUGCUAUUUGAGCCGUGUGCCUCCUCACAUGGAUCCUCUCAAGCUUCGCCAGAUUCUAUCUCAGUAUGGAGAAAUUCAGAGGCUCUAUCUUGCUCCUGAAGAUCCUGCUGCGCAAGUGCGUCGGAAAAAGUCGGGAGGGUUUCGCGGACAAGAAUUCUCAGAGGGAUGGGUUGAAUUCUCAGACAAGAAAGUCGCUAAGAGAGUGGCUAGGAUGUUGAAUGGAGAACAAAUUGGUAUGUCGGCUCAAUUACUUUUCUAAUUUGGUAUAUUAAAGUAAGCAAAGCAUGAGAGACUUGAUCAUGCAUUUUCUAAUUUGGCAUGUGUUUUUACACUCUCAUUGUUAUUUUAUUUCUUUUGGGCGUUAGGUGGAAAGAAAAGAUCAUCAUUCUACUAUGAUUUAUGGAAUAUCAAAUAUCUGAGUAAAUUCAAAUGGGAUGAUCUUACUGCAGAGAUAGCAUACAAGACUGCUAUUCGAGAACAGAAACUGGCGAUGGAACUAUCUGCUGCUAAAAGAGAACGUGACUUUUAUCUCUCGAAAGUUGAUCAAUCAAAAGCUUUGAGUAAAAUAGAAGAACGGCUCAAAAAGAAGCAAAAGAUUGAAUUGACGCCAAAAGUGGCCCGCCAGUUUCCGCAGAAAAAACCAGUUGGGAAAGAUGAAGAAAAUAAGUCCCAAUUGUCAAGGGAUGUCUUGUCUGGAGUGAGUCCUCACUUUGCCCCUCAUCCCAUUUUAUGGCUUUUGUUUUUGGUGGCUCUUCAUGAUCAGCUAACAAAUUUCCAAUCACCCAAGGUUGUGUGCAGUGCCUCCAAUUUUUACAGUGUGGUUUUUGUUAUGUCUGUUGUUAGAUGAAAUUUAUUUUAUUUGCUAAGGCAGUUGGUGUCGCAUAAACUACAAUAGUUCUUUGCAAAAAGUCAUAUUUAUUGAACCAUCUUCCUUGCUUUGAGCUUCUGAUGAUUACUUAUUUAUUUAUUUUCAAGAACUGGCGAAAAGGGACUUCAAUAAGAUUUUGCCCUUAC